AUGGCACGAAUAUCGCUUGCCAUUCUGGCCGUCGUUUCUAUUUCCACCACGACCGGCGCAACAGCAUGCCUUGCUAUGCUCUCUUCAAAUCUGUCGACUCUCCCCGCGGCCAGGGCCACAGCCAUUGCCGCUGCGGCUCUACAGGGCACCCUUCUCAUACUGCUGUCUUGGUUCAUAUCAGCGCAUGCGCUAGCGAAGAUUCGCGAGAUUUCGAGGCCAUACACUGGUAUCGCCUUUGGUCUUGGAGUCCUAGCUAGCAUCAUCUCGCUAGUCGCUGCCGCUCUUACAUUGGUAUCGCUGGAGACCUCUAGCAGCUACGACGACCGAGUUCUGUCCGACCGCUCGCCAAAGAUUGUUAGCGUCUCGGUCAUUUUGGCCGUUGCUGUCGCCAGUCAGAUUGCAUUCAUGACGAUACACUUUGCACAGCUACACCAAAAAAGAGCCGGCGCGCGCCACCUCUUCGCCACGAGGGAAGCUUCGCCGUGGUCACCAGUCGCAUAUGUCAAGUCUAUUCGCUACAGCCAGACGCUACCGAGGAAAAGUGACUCGGAGGAGUCUGAGUCUUUUGGGCUGAAAGAAACUCCACCCUCACUGCGCAAUAAGCUCGUCCAGGCCAGCCCUAUUAAGCUUGCGUUCCCACAAGCCAUUCGCCAUACAUCUUCGCGAACAAGGCUACUGCAGUCAAAAGACAGCACGCAAACUCUUACAAUCGAUACAUCCGGCCCGAAUGCUACUCAGGAAAGCUUCGAUACCUGGGACACGUCAUCUGUCGAUGUGCGCAAUCGCCAAGUUGUCAUGGAAGUCAGCACAUCGCCCAUCACCCGCAGUUGCACUCUGGAAACGAUUCCCGCCAGCCCUCGAACCAGUGUCAACCCUGUCAGCAUCCUGGACUUGGCACCACCACGACCGAUUCUGAAGCGCAGCCGCAGCCACAGCCCGGCGACAAGGCGACCAAUCCCGCGCGGGAGAGCUCCGGCCAGCCCUAGCGAGCUGCACAUUCAUCCACUGUUCCGGUCAGACUCUCCCAGCACCCCGCCUAUCCUGACUCCGGGUACAAGGGUGGAUGCCGCGCCGGAGGCUGGCCAAAUAAUUUUCCAACAUGACUCUACCAGGCAACUCCCUCGCGUCCGUAGCGGAAGCCUGCCGACCAUGUCGCGCAGCCCGUUUGUUCAGCACAUGGACUCUGGCAGUGUCGGAGAAAAGGCGCCAGAGCAGGAAAGGAAAAUGACACCCCCAGUGCCUGACUGGGUGUUGAACAGCAAAGUUCCCCCAAUUCCACGCAAAUCCUCAAGUCGCACUGGUUUACGGGCUCCUGUGCACUGA
Molecule: messenger RNA, 1323 nt
Organism: Akanthomyces muscarius
Lineage: Eukaryota; Fungi; Ascomycota; Sordariomycetes; Hypocreales; Cordycipitaceae
Exons: 1
Coding region: 1-1323 (440 amino acids)
Source: RefSeq, a predicted model, not a curated record